AUGGUCCGGUAUGUAACUAGUAUUUUACACUGGAUCACACUUGCAUUUAAAAUCUUCCCUCCCGAACUCUUCGAAAGACUUUUGGCGUCUUUUUAAGCCCCCAUAUGGAGUACGGAAUGCCAGCAGCUUCACCGUGGAUGAAGAAGGUUAUUGAUUCACUGGAACAGGUGUUACGCAGAGCAGCGAAGAUGAUCGACGGUCCAAAGCAUUUGUCUUAUCAGGAGAAGCUAAAUGUGCUUGACUCAUUUUCUCUAUCUUAUAGGCAACUACACUUCAGUCUACACUGCGGAAAUUCCGGAUUGUCCGUGGCCAAGGUUGUUCUCUAAGAACAAAGGACAUUUUUUGAAUUUGCUUUUACAGACCAAUUACGCGGUCAUCCCUACAAAGUCAAGAGUGGGCGCACACGGCAAGACCGUGGGAAGUUUUCAUUAAGCCAGCGGGUUGUCCGGCCAUGGAACUCGCUGCCAAGUGAGAUCGUGACGGCCUCCACAAUCAGCCUGUUUAGAAAAAGCUUGCUUGCAUGAUUUUUGAAGAAAACUGGCGUUUGCAACAUGACAACUUACAGCCAGCUCUGUAAAACGCUUUGUCGUAUACAACCUUCACAUACAUUACUACAGUGAAAAAAUGUGCUUCUCUAUCAUUGUGAUUGUACGCGAUCCAACCACGUUAUAAAUGUUUGCAACUUUACUUUGAGUGUGAAUCUGCGAAAACGUUGUACAUAAAUAGGGUCAUCAAAGCUCUGCCUCUAAGCCCUUUAAUACAUACAUACGCAGACCUUGGGAUUAGCACUGUGUAGCUUUUUAAGCCCUCCUCUCAAUGAGUUAGGACAGACAAAAGGGAAAUCCGUGUCCUUUUCGUCAUCAAACGAACCUUCGUAAAGAAUGUGGUAGUGGUGAUGGUGGUGUUGGUGGUUUAAUCCCAACAAAUAACUGGGCUUCAUAUAAGCUUGAUAGAAAGUUGAGCUCAGAUUGGGCCACGAUGGGCGUUAGUUGGGUUGAAUAGUGUUCGUGCGAACACAUGAGUAGCGCCGCACAUGGGACUGGGAUGCUGGGAAGCAACUGUACGUAGUCUCCACGCGGCGCUUGCCAUUGUAUCCAGUCUUAACACGAGAAAGAUGACAGGUUAAGACGGUCGUCCGUUCCAUAAGUGAGGUAACAGACUGCGAGGGUGACUCAGUGGAAUCCACCCCAACGGUCGCGGGAUUCUAAAGGAAAUAUUUUCAAAAUGUCAAACGUGCAGUCGCGUGGGGAGUAUCGGACCUUUAAAUGAAGUCUAUAACAGUCCAAUGUGAAUAAACAGACCCAGAAGCAAUAUCCCUUUUUCCGUUUCGGAAGUCUCAGUGGCCGCUUACUUCGAAAUUGAAUCAAUACGUCUGCCACCAGCAAUCGAAUGCAGCAAGUCGCUUAAAUAUAUUUAUGCUGCAAUAACGUUAGCAGUCGACAGCUCUAUCAGGAGUCACAUGUCGAGUCUGUGGCAACUAGCCAUGGAUGGCUGUGUCACGCAGGCAUGGAUUUUGCCUAAAUUGUCUCUAUUGAGGCGACAUCGAAAGGCAGGGACUUCGUGCAGUACUGAGAUACUACUGGGUCUCGUUGUACGUUCCUCGACAUUUUCGUACCUGCAUCAGUUAUAUUCAAUCCGAAAUACGCAAUUUAUGUUUGCAGUCCAAUUUUACAGCAAGUUACUGCGUCCCCACUCUGUAACCCCCCAACUGUUGUAUUACCGGAGCACCCUUACUCAGGUAGUUACUGAGAGGUGAGGGCAAAUUGGUAAUAGGUGUCUUGUUAUCGUUUAUUAUAGUUAAAAUUUGUUGAACGAAAAUAAAUGGAAACCGACCGGUCUAGGGACUUCAUUACGUACUGGAACCGAACGGUUCCUGCCCGGAAAGGAAGGAUAGAGUCCUUGUGCCAAAUCGGUCAAGUACAUAGAAAGCAAAAACAUACUUUCCGUCAGACUCGGGCACCAUGUCUACUGGGUGAACCUCCAGAUACCUUUUGACUCGUUUUGUGAAGCUGGCCCAUAAUUCGCGUAUUUAUACGAGCGAUUUAAUCCCCUUGGUAUGGACGGCUAUAUAUCGACAUAUUGUAAAUGGACAGCAAAGUAGCGGAAAUAACCUUAUGUGGUUUUGAACCUCAGAGACCCUUUUUAGGAUUUCCCCGUUAAAAUUAUUGUUUACGGGAACGUGAUCAUCAAAUGCAACAUAAAACUCUUAAUGCAGAGUCGUCCAUGCCCCGACCCUGAGACACACAAAUAAUUAUUCUAAAUUGGUGCCUUUACAGCAUAUGUCGUAUUAACUAACUGGCUGUAACAUUGAGUGUCCUAAAUUUCCGCACCUGGGUUUCUGAAACGCCAAUUAUGUUCGAAGAGCCUUGUAGAAAGGACUGCUCAAUAAGACACAGAAGACUUGGCUAACGCUUUGGCUUUUAAGAUCAUAAUAAAUCCACUGCGCAGAGGCGCUCUUAGAUGCUCUUAAUGCUUUUCGUCACCCAAAAGAGCUGCUUCGUUUGUUUGCGUGCACUUCUAAGAGUCUCUUUUGUAAUCGAGGCAUUUGUUUGUCGUUCACAUGGCCUGCUAGAAACCACUAAGUAGUGCGGUUUAUUGUCUUUGUUGCGGAUUGUGCUGCGUGAGGGACUGCGUAUCUACGCGCUGCACGUCAUCCAAUUCUAAGACUAUCAUUUGCACAACAGUCUUUUGUACGUCAUGUAGAAGAGCUGGAGUCGGCGACAACGAAAUCUUACCAAGCUCCCAGUCGACGUCCACUUCAGCCGGCAGCUGUUGCCCUAAUCUGGUUAAGAUAGCCACUACUGAACUCAUUAUAGGAUCAUCUCUGUAACCUUCUAUUUUACACGAGGGAGGCUUGCGUAGCACCAACCGAUGAGGACAUUAUACAACCCAACAUCCACCUUCUUAUUCUAUUUAUCUGAUCUUUUCUCUGUCAAUUUCCUGUCACUUCUCACUACUACAGAUACCCGGGAUAAAUCUUUCUGUCUGCGAAAGAAUUAUCCCACUUUAUAUACACUUUAUUCAUAAAUGCUCCGGUACUACUUAUUCCCGCACUCUACUAAUUCUUUCAGUUUACUCCGGUGCGUCCUACCCCUCAACAUAUAUCAAAAUACACGCCAGAAAAUGACACAAAAUAAAACAGUAGCUGCCUCGGCGAUUAUAUCACCUCCCUGUCAUCUCUGGAGAUCUGCGGUUACAAUUCUUUCUUCACUUACGGCAGCAGUGAUUGAACAGGCUGGCCUUGGUGAUCGGCCCACCCAAAAGUCGGGUUCGGUUUAACGUCAUGCCUGACCAUCAGCGGCAGACCAUACCAUGGCUACUUGGGUUGGCCAUGCAAUUGUAACGCACCAUUGGCUGAACAGGUUAUUUAGGUGAAGAGAAGUGUCCUUAGGCGCUGCACUCCCCACUGGUGGUUUAACAGACACAACAGAACAUUCCCCGCCCCAUAUGAGAUUAAAGUAUAUGCAACACCACUUUCUAUUUUGAAUUGUAUCCUUAUUGUCCAUUUAAACGAUUAUUGUCUUAGAGUGAUUUUAUUAUAUUUACGCUACUUCUUCUUAUGAACUCGACAUGUGUAUUCGGCGUGAUGCUUACCAGCCGUCUUCAGUAUUCUCACGCAUCGGAAAUCGGCCGCAGAUGCUUAUUAUCCGUGUACGUGCCAACCUGUAUGUUGCCGGCCGCUACAAAAUAGGCUGAUUUUCUGUGGUUAAGGUUAUUUUCGCGGUUGAUCUAGACAUACGUAAAUAAAAUUCGUCGGAGCCUUAAUGACAAAUUUUUGCAUAGUAUAUUUCCUGCAGUUUGCGUUAUUCCCUAGGCAACACCAGUAUAACCCCCAAUUCAAUACUGGAGUACGUACUCCAGUACUUUAGCUGCUGAAAACCAUAUCCCCUACCCCGUGUCCUGUGAACCACCUUGGAAGAAAACUACCGCAGAAAUUUUGUUUUAGUGCAUCGGGGAUUCCGAGGUGGUCUGGCGCCUACCUCGCCGUUGUGCGUGCCACGCCGGGGCAUAGUCGAAGGGCCGGCGCUGGCUGUGUGGCAUCCUCUCCCGGCAGCACUCCUCGUCGUUAGUAUUGUGUGGGUCGUGCGCUUGCUUCAUGGGGUGAGUUAAAGGAUGAUCGCCAACCGCCCCAGGCAUAAGCUAGUGUUGAAUGGUUUUGUCUGAAAGUUUACUUAGUGCUGCUAACAACCUUUUGGUAAUUUCAGUUUUGCGUGAUGGCAGGUCCGUUGUGAACAAUGGGAUUUUGGCACCUCGCGAAGCACCCUCCGUAUGACGUGGAAGGCAAGUGGCCGAACUAGCUGCUGACCGUCUGUUUUGAGACUUCGUCCGAAGGGUUUCUCGGCCACCGGUCGGAUGACUGCUGUUGCAUCGUGCCACCCUUUUGGCCUGACGAUCGGUCGUCUUCGUUAACGGCACGGAAGUCGUUCAUUAUUUAGGUACGCUAACUUCUAAUGCACGUAUUCGUAUGUAUGCUGCCAGUCUGAACGCAUUUUUUUUCUGCAGGCGGACGCCCGUCGGUAAGGCGCGCGCAUACCAGUUUUCUACGUAAGCAAGGCAAGUGAUAGUGAUGAUUACCAACCGCCCCAGGCAUAAACUAGUGUUGAAUGGUGCUAUCUGAUGAUCGCUUUGGCGCUCUUUACGCCUUUUUGCCAAACUUGGUUUCAGGGGUCUCGCGAGGACAAUUACACUGCGAUGCCCUUCGUACCCUAUGUUCGUCUCAGCGCAAGGUAGGAGAUCCGAACCCAGAUGCUCACGGAUCGCCCCCAACUGGGUGGAUUCCCUGAAAGUUCUUAAUCCAAGCCACAACCUUAGGUUUGCUUCCUUGAAAUAAACUACCAACUCGUGUAGGACUCCACCACUUUUUUAUGUUGCUGUAGAUGUCGGGACGAUGUUGUAAACGUCCUCAAGUCGCCUCCGACGCGUGGGGUUAUGACGGCGGUGGUAUACGCGCGAACCAGGUCAGGGGCGGGCUCGUGAGGUUAGAGCAUAAGCACAGAUUGGUUGUGUUGAGAGCAGCCGGCGCGAGCAGCAGCAGGUGCGCGAGAACCUGGACUCUACAGUGGCGGACCGCCAGGUUGAGUGGCAGAACGUGGUUCCGAGGCCGUAUUGGACAUCAGCUGUCGUCCGAGCCAUCCACCUGCGGCCUCCCUCGUCUCCGGUCUUCUUAACUGUCUUGAAGCCGGGCUCGGGCGGGGAGGAGAGAGUGUAGGUAGAUGCUACGCAAGUCUACCGGCACUAUAAACCCCUGCGCAAGUCACCGUCCUUGCUCCCAUUGCUGCUGCAACUGUGGGGCACACGAUGGACAUCAUCGAAACCGAUGGUCGAACUGUCACAUCAGCUGUCGACGACGAACGAUGACCCGGUGAUUGGCACUCCGGUGGGCGAUUCGCGAGGCAAGAUGAAGGGCCUAGUAGUUGCCUCUUUCUCCAGCGGGCAAGAUCACUUUGUGGCUUUAGUCCGACCGCCGCUCCUGAAUGCCCUCGUGGAGGCACCCACUAUAUCUCUUCCUUCGACGCCUUGUACGUGCGCGGUGCUCCGUACCGCAAACUCCCACGCGCGACCAGCAUCCUCAAAGCAGGAGAUUUCCGAUUGUAGAUUAACUGCCCUGGUGUUACGCACAGGGCCAAGUGGGUGGGGUUGCGCAAAUGUGUGGGCGUCUGUAUUGUCGCGUCUAAAUUGUCUUGUACUUCCUAAGUCGUCUUCGCUCGUGAGGUCAUGAACGAGGAGGGACGGCGCCACCGGCACCUACCGAGCCGACUGGGCCAACUUACGAAAUCGUUGGAAGGCUUAGCUUCCUCGCUUUUGCUGCAUGGCUGGAUCUGGCCUACUGAAUAGCUGUCUGUUGGACCUUGGUGUAUAGCUUGAGAACUUAACUUGGACAGGACAUAUGCCGGACGUGGCUAUUUCAUUAAAGAUGCCAGUGCCGCUGUGCGGUUCUGGUCACUGGACUACGGGUUCGGGAAUGAUGGCGGGCUCGAAGUGGCAGAAUGCUUUGCCCAUUCGUUUUCUCUGCUGUCGAGAGGCGAAGCCAAAAGGGCACCGGCCGGUUCGUAUAACUCAGCUCACCCGUCUGGUCGCGACUGGAAAUACCUGCCUCGGAAGAUGGAGAAUAAUUUAAGGGGUAGGUGAUAGGGCUCCUGUCCUCGGCGGUCUCGAGGUGUACUCUGCAAGCUGGGAACUCGUGCGAGACAAGGUGUCGAAUAAAUCAAGCCUCCAAAUACUAGUGCGUCUUCGGCUAGUGGGAAGUAUCUCAGACAUGGGACCCGUCCGCCGACCAAUGCCACCUGUCUAUGAGAUACUUAAGUCACCGUCUCGGAUAGUUGGUCCACGCACUGUCGGAUGCUGAGGCGGAUCGUCUGCACUGUCCUCCGAGUCGGUGCGACUUAUGGAAUUUUAGCCAUGGUCCCGAAGUGCGUAUGCGCUCAUGGUGCUAGUUUUCAUAGAAAAUCGAAUCUGCUAGGCUAGUAAGAAAAUUUUCCCUACAGUCACGAAUCUUGAGCGAUGAGGACUGUGGAGGAGCUGAAGUGGGAUAUGACGGGCCAAGGUCAUUUCCGAAGUACUGUACGUGCCCGCUGCGUCGACUUCACCCGAUAAAGAAUGUUUCACGUUCAUUGUCCACGACCAACGGAACUAAGCUUGGUCAUAUUGGGCACUUCAUGAUGGCAACUGAAUGCCUCGGUACCCCUGUUCGAAGUAUUUAGCGGCACCGUCUAUAAAGCCUAUGUCAGUGCCGUUAGUUCAGGGUGUUGCUAGCUACUGCUCACUAGGACCGUAGGGAGGUCCUGGUCUCUUCGUUAUGACAGUUCGACCAUCGUAGCCGACGGUGUACACCGUGCGCUCCUCAGCAAGGUGGGAGCAGGUACGGUGACUUGCGCGUGAGUUAGCUGUGGUGAUAGUAAAUUUGCGCGACACCUACCACACUCUCUUCUCCCCCACCUGGGCCUGGUGCCAAGGCAGAAUCGAGGCGAUCGGAGGGGGGAGAGAGCGCGGAUGGAUGGCAUGGUGUAAACUCGCAUCUGGCAUACCACCACACCCUCUGAUCCACAAACUACAGUGACCAGGAUUUUACACAAGGGAAAACGAAGGAGAGCGACAAGAACCCCGGUAGGAGUGGCCGUGUAUUUCCGAUAGCGCUUGCCAAAAUCUGACCUAGCCCCUAUUUCUCGCCCAGCUCACGGUCCGUUUUAAGGACAAAGAUAUCGAAAUGCAGGACCUGUCUUAGAAGUACAAAAAGUGAUCAGAUUUACACACGUAGAGACGUUCAAGUAAAAAACCGAAAUCGAUUCAAUUUCUCAGCAGAGCGUACGCGACGAUUCCUGCAAGAUUUCUCCUUAUGAAAUAUGGCUAAAUUUGCAAUGGCAUCCAAAAUAGCCUGCAAAAAUGCAGACUACACUAGUUAGUAAUAUCUUCCUUUGCUCACGGAAGAAUUUCUUACAGGUCCCAAGGUUGCUACGAACCAAAGCCAUCAAGCCGCCCAACUGAGGUCCGGCGCUGACUGGAAUUUUGGUGCUUCAUUCCCCCCCACCUACUCAAACCCGGGCUACAGCAUAAUUACCUGCUUAACCGUAUCUUUCGACUUAUUAUUUCGAUAGCCAUAUAAAGUUACAGGCUUGGAGAGAAUUUAUCGGAAGCAGACGUAUGCUCGCCAAAUUGCCGUUUGAAUUUUACAAUGGUAAUUUCCUCAACUCUAAUGUUUCUCCCUCUGUGGUUCGCGCAGGGGGUUUAGCCGACAGCUAAUAUGUUUCUUAUAGUUAAAUUAUCUGCAAAUCAGUAUGGAAACCACACCUAGACAAUCUCUCCUCUCUGAAAGAGGGCUUGAAAAUAUACGUGCACACUCCCGGAGGUUCGUGGACUACCAUAUGUCGUCCGACCGUUUUACAUCUAGGGGAUCCUAGAGGACGGGCCCUACGGAAUUUUUAGGAUACAGCAUUAAGAGAUGCUUCAACCUAAUAGGUGUUCCUACAAGCGCUUGUCUAAAGACGACAAAAUUUGAGAUCUGAUAAAGACGCAAGGACAGAUUUGGCCUCUAAAUCCCUCAUUGGGGGGAACGAAAAAGACUUCACACGAAGACAGACAGAGCACACAGAGGACAGGGCCAGGACGAUGAACGAGGGUCAGUUUUUCAUAAAGACAAACUCGGAAGAGCUGGACCACUAUUCCUGUGUCCUGCAGGUUAGGAAACGUCCUCGCACUUAAAGGCACAGAAACAAAUGGAAUUGGCGAAAGAGCAAACAGGAUUUCUCUCAGGGGACCCACGAAUAGAUGCCGAAGACACGAGAGAGAGAUAGAGAGGGGGAGAGAUAACUGUGCUCCCCGCGCGGACAUCUUACCACUUCAGUAGAGUCUAAAAAUCUACUUUUAUGAACGAUGCAUGACUAUUUCAAAUGAACAAUUCAAUGGCUUAGCAUGAAUAACAAGCUUGGCUUAUCCAUGAUUAUUACCGACAAUACGAGAAACCUAAACGAACAUUUAUACUGCACCGAGCGAUCACUGGAAAAAGAACAUUAUUGGCCUGACGUUUCGGAUUCUCAUUCGAACCGAUUUAAGAACUCGUAGCCGAGGCGGCCGUACAACGGCUGGAGUCGCCGAUUUGUCAAACAUCACAGACCGAGAGUUUGGGCUCGACAUAUGGAUGUUACCUCCGUCGUCAUCGAACGGAAUCAGCUGUCGGCAUUCAAAAAACGUCUCAGCUCCGUCUUCCCCGGCUUUCAGUUUACGAAGAGAAUAACCAGCUGGCUUUUCUGGAUGUCCUGGGUUACUGCAAAUACUGUGGUGGCCUAAAAUCAAGUUAUUCAGGAAAGUGACAAACGCGGAACAAGUACGGAAUUUCAACAGCAACCACCCGAUCGGUCACAAACGCAGUUGCGUAAGGGCGCUAUACAGACGCGUUGAGACGCACUGCAGAGAAACGGAAGACAAGGUUGCUGAAUUGCAAUAUCUUAGGUAAGUGCCGAGAGCCAAUGGCUACCGCUCAAUUUUGUCAACCUGUGCGUACGCAGACGAAACCAGAAACCAAAUCCAAUGAGUCCUGAAUGUUGGCGAGUGUUUCCGUACGUGAGGAACGUAUCGAAGGUCGUCAGUCGUCUUCCUACUCCGCCUAGGGUUGGGGUCGCACACAGGCCGGAAGCAACCAUUAGGCGCCAAGUAAUGAGGCCGAAAAACCCGCUGCUACUACGGGAAACGUCUGAAAUCGUUUACUGGAUCUGAUGCAGUUGCGGACAGAGCAAUUACGUCGGAGAAACUGGGAAAUUGCUCCGGACGCGCACGGUUGCGCUCUCAGCAGCGGUGAGGAGGAAAGACGCCAGUACUCAGAUUGCAGCUCAUUCCACGGAACCCGACCAUAUUUGCAAGUCUCAAGAGGCUGAAAUUCUCGCAAUAGCUGAAAACAGCGUGAGCCGCGAGCUUCUCGAAUCAUGAGGCAAGCAAUCCAUUAGUGAGCGCAAUGAACUCUCGUUACCGUAUUCCGUGCUGAGAUUUUCCCUGGGCAGGGAAAUCAGUCAGGUGAGGAGGGCGCGGGCGAGCAACAAUCCCGUUGAGAGUGAGCCAAUCUGCCGAGCGAUCGUCACUCCAGCAUCUAACACGGAUGACAAAAUCGCAGCCAUUAACGACACGUUCGCGGACUGACAAGUAAUCAUCGCAUUAAUUACGACCCCCAGCGGUAAUCGCGAGAGCUGUUAAUUCUAGUACGCAUGUGGCCGCAAGGCAGCCAAGUGCUAUAAAUACUGCAGUCGUUGUGCCACUAUUACCCUUAACCGUGACUGUCUCUGAUGAGGGGCUCGAGUGAGGAUCCGGAACGUCAGGUCAAUAAACUUCUUAUUCCAAUGACCGCGUGUUCUUCUUCUGAACUGCUUCCGGGAACUCGCCUGUUCGCUUCUAUCUGCAAUAACAUCGAAAGUGUCCGUCAGAUUAACCUCAAAUCGCGGAAAACAAACGGGUCUCCACAAGAUCAUCAAAAGAUAAACGUUGGUACCUAUUUAAACGUUGGCCCAUUUCAACACGGUGUACCUUGCGUGAGCACCGCAUCCUUUCGCAAUUGUGAUCCUCGCGAGCGGUUAUGCGUCUUACUUCAAGUUCAUACACACGGACAAUCCGCCUGUUCGGUGGUAUGCCGCUCAGGGAGCUUAUGGCGUAUAUGCCCGGGUUCUUGAUUGAUUGUUGUCAAAUUAAGAAGAACGCAGUUUAGGCCAGGGUAACAGGGAAAUUGCGCAGACAGGAAAUGCUCGUUGAGAGGCGAGGCCGGACCGGCGACCUGCGAUUUCGUGUCCGGUACUGUCCCCCAGUUAUUACACACACCUUACAUCUUGGCGUGACAUUAUCCUGAUUUGUACUUACUUAUACUUAAUUUGACUUGUGCUUGAUUUGCGGCGCACGACGCUACUUCUUGUGCUGACGGGCCAAUUUCCCUAGCCCAUUUAGGUUGUGCCGUACAUCCAAAUGACUUGGUCACUUUUGUUAAGUCGGAUUGUGGCCUGCGGAACAAUUACCUGACUUAGACGCUUGAUCCGCUUUAGAAAAUAGUUAUAGAAUGCAAGUACUUAAUGCUCAGGACAGCAGUCAUCUUCGUGUACGGCCCUCUCGAAAAUCCAAUCAGUAGCGUAGAUGAACGGAAUAGGCGACAGGAUACAAACCUGUCAAUGUCCAAACCGAAUAUCAGACGGCUGGGAAAGGUUUUUAUGGACCAGAACUCGCGCGGUGGUAGGGCGGCAAAAGGCCCUGGUCAUGGUGAUGGUCUUUUGGCGGUACACCAUCUAGUGCCAUUUUCCGCCACAGCGACUCACGAUAGACGGAAUCGAACACGGUGGCGAAGUCAGCAAAGCAGGCGGUCAUCGGUCGCUGGUAGCUGUGGCGGAUUUCGAGAAUGGGCCUCAGCGUGAACAUCUGGUUCGCAAAUCCACGUCCAGCACGGGAUAUGGCGUGGUUAGGCCUCGUCCUGGAGACACGCACAGUCUGGAAUCGCCGGAGAAGGACAAUGACGAGGAUCUUCCCAGAAGCGUCGAUGAGACCUCUGUCGCGGUAGUUCUUGCGUCUUAUCUUCCUUUCUGAUGAUAGGCACAAGGAUGCCCAAGCCCCAGUCACCGGGAGCGACCUCGCCUCUCCACGCUUGCUAAGUCACCUCAUGGAGCCAGGACGUCAGUGUCGACACACAACUUGAAGAUUUCAGCGAGUAUACCGUUCUCUGCGAGCGCCUUGUUGUUACGUGGCGGAUCGCAUAACAUUGUGUUGGCCGGCGAGAGGGAGGCUCCGCUGCAGAGAACAAAAGUAUGGUAAGUUGAACAUCGAAGUUGAGAUGGUACACAAAGUGCUCAUGCCAGCGCUCGAUUGUGGCCGAGCUGUCAGCAAUAAAGCUGCCAUUCACGUAGCGAAUAGAGUCAUUCAGUGCAGAAGGCUUACCACUAACUUGGUGGAUAGGUUCAUAAAGUUUUCGAGUGUCACCAGCGUUUGAGACCUGUUCCAUGGAGGUCGCUAUUUCAGUCGAGUGUUUCUUAUGGUCAUCCCUGGCAGACUUUGUCACUAUCUUCCGAUUUGGCGGAAAGAAUCAUCAUUACGGGACCUGGCCCGAUCCGUACGAAUAUACAACUACAGUGUUCUUCCGCUGAUCCAGUUACUGCGGCGUCGCUGAGUAUUUCCAAGAACUUUCUCAGCUGUCCCAUGGAUGUUUUCAGUGAAGACUAUUAGUUACCGCCUCCUACGCCGGGCCGGAUCACAAAAAAGAACUGGGUUUCUCUGUUCGGGACGUCUGCAGUGUUGGGUUGUCCAUUUUUUUCUGACAACAAGGCGUCUAGGGCGUGGCAUUUAUGGCGCGGGUGAGAGGUGAACUUUUAAGCGUGUACGAACGAGGACAUGAAUCGACUCAUGGGAGUUACCAGUCUCGGUACCACGUAUCGAUCUGCUAUCGUGAACCCAGCUGCGGAACUUUGGACCGACUAAAAUCGACUUAAUCUGGCUGGUCGUAUCGUUUAAAUACCAGGUUAGCAGAUGUCGGUUCUGAUUAACGAAUUCUGGCAACCUCUCGUCAUUUUCACAUCAAGAACCUAGUCCAAAGCGUACAAGAAUACGAUUGUUUGUGGAGUCGUUAGGUCCAGGCCGACCGUUCCGAGUCGCGGCAACAAUCAGCAGAUCUCAACGAGGGAGUCUUUCAACUUUUAGCUUGCAGCUGCGAGUAAAACGCUUCUUUAUCGUGCUGUUCGGCACUUGAAGUUGGUGCAUACGCAGAGGCAAUGAAAAUGUUCGUGAAGUGACCCUUCAGUCGCACUUAGGUCUUUCGUUCGUUGACUGGUUCUCAAGCAAGUAGAGCGAUGUCCGCUUGUUGGGAGAGGGUGAUCACCAAACCGUGCCCACUAGAAGAGUCGCGUGCGCCGUUGAGAUACAGGGUGAAGUGUACUUCGACUUCGGACAUCUUUAUUUCUCGAGAGCCUGGGUCAGAAAGUUGAACUUCAGACAGACAUCAGACAUCCAACCUGAACUGAUUAAGGCUGCGCGAGGUCAGACUUUGAGCACCGGGGUCAAGAAACGUUCGCACACUCCAGCAUCAAAUACCAAGAGUCCGUCCCCGACUGAGUAGUCCAGCUCGCAUACAAUUCGCCAGCACCAGUAGACCAAGAAUGCGGAAAGCGUCUGUUCCUGCGGACGCCGAAGUACGGGUCGUAAUUCUGUACUCCGACAUAUUUCACGAGGUUUUUUGGAAAUUCUGAAUGCAGGCGGUCCCAAAUAGUCGUUUGGAUUGUUUGUUCUAGGUCGUCUCCUCUAGCGCUUUGGCUCAAGAGCCUAACCAGAGGGCAGCGGCGGCAAGAAAACUCAUUGAAUGGCGGUUCACGGUCGCCAUGUUACAGUGCCGUCAUCAGGUUUUGCAGCUUUUUUAUAAGGCCUUCAGCAUGCCAGACCUCAGCCCUCGGCACCCCAGCAGCAUCGUCGCAGCUGGUCCGCAACUACUUAUUCGUCAGGCCUGA
This is a messenger RNA of Spirometra erinaceieuropaei, 12947 nucleotides long. The record is from the annotation of a GenBank genome assembly. NCBI's taxonomy places the organism in Eukaryota, Metazoa, Platyhelminthes, Cestoda, Diphyllobothriidea, Diphyllobothriidae.